UCUCCCUCCUCACAGGGGCCACAGGGGUUGAGGGUCUGACCAGCAGAGAGACAGGGCUGGCAGGAUGAGAACAAGCAGAGUGGGGCUGCUACCCUGGAUGCUGAGCCUGGGCCUGUGCCACUGCCUCUUGGGUGAGGGGGAGGAAUCUGCUCAGGGCACCGCAGCAGCCUGGUCCUCCCCACCGGAUUUGGCCCCUCACUCCUUUGGGAUAAUUUACCACGUGUCAGGGGUGCUCUCUCUGCCCUACGCUGAAGUCCGGGAGCCCUUCGAGGCCUGGGUGGACCUGGCCGGGGGGAGGAGCCGCAUUCAGUAUUACCACGGUUGGCGCCCUGGACAGGUGGUCACUUACCAGUUCAGCCACGAGAGGCCGUUUGGGGUGGGGUACAAGGUGACUCCAGAGACCACCGCCGCAGGGGAGAACGUCAGGCGCUGCUUCCGGGUAAACGGGACCAAGGCCCACCCCAUCCGGGUCCAGAGCGUCCUGCCCAACCUUGAAGGCUUCCAGGUUGUGGGCCACGAGCAUCUGGGGGGCCAGAAAUGCUCAGUGCUGCAGAACGAGACCCACUGGGGCCUGCGGCGGAACGUGUACACGCUGUGGCUGGCGGGCGGCCCCCCCGGGCUCAGGCUGCCCGUGCGCUAUGCAGUACGUGGCUUCAGCCGGCUGCUGGGUUCGCACUAUGACAAGUACCAGCUGGACUACAGCAACUUCUCCCAGCACUAUUCCCCCGAAGACGUCUUCAGCCUCCCCGACAGGGUGCCAUGUGGGGGCGUGCCCAGCCCCGAGGUCAAGCAUCACAUGCAGGUCAACCCCAUGUGGGACUUUGUGGCUCGCGAGGAAGACCGGGCCCACAGGCUGUUUGAGCAUUUCCGCCACAGGCACGGCCGGCGUUAUGGCGACGCGGCGGAGCUGGAACACCGCCGGAGGAAUUUCCUGCACAACCUCAGGUUCAUUGACUCCCAUAACCGGGCCAACCGCCCCUUCCGCCUGGCCCCCAACCAUCUGACUGACCGUACCCCCGGGGAGCUGGCAGCACUGAGGGGGCGGCUCCGCAGCUCACGACCCAACCACGGGCAGCCCUUCCCCCACGAGCAACUGGCCAACGUGGCCCUGCCCGAGAGUCUGGACUGGCGGCUCUAUGGUGCAGUGACCCCAGUGAAGGAUCAGGCUGUGUGUGGUUCUUGCUGGAGCUUUGCCACCACAGGCACACUGGAGGGAGCCCUCUUCCUCAAGACCGGGGAGCUAGUGCCACUGUCGCAGCAGAUGUUGAUCGACUGUUCCUGGGACGUGGGAAACUUCGGCUGUGACGGGGGGCUGGAGUGGCAGGCGUUCGACUGGAUCCAGGGGCACGGGGGCCUCGCCAGCGCAGACUCCUAUGGACCCUAUGAGGGUCAGAAUGGCGUCUGCCACUCAAACACAUCCACCGCGGCCAUCCGGAUCGUGGGCUACGUGAACGUGCCCCCUGCGAACCCCACGGCCCUCAAACUGGCCCUGCUACGCCACGGGCCCGUGGCCGUCAACGUAGACGCCUCCCCGCGGUCCUUCGCCUUCUAUGCCAACGGCAUCUACUAUGAGCCCCAGUGUGGGCACAAGUUGGAGCAGCUGAACCACGCGGUGCUCCUGGUGGGCUAUGGUGUGCUGCAGGGCCAAGCCUUCUGGCUCCUCAAGAACUCCUGGUCCCCACUGUGGGGCAACAGUGGUUACAUGCUCCUGGCCAUGAAGGACAAUGAUUGUGGGGUCACCACCGCCGCCACCUACCCCAUCCUGGAGUAGUCCCAUCCGCCCAGAACAGCCCCCGCCAGGCCCCUGGCCCCUUAGGUGGGCACCGGAAGGUGGGAGGGUGGGCCCAGGGGCCCUGGGAAGCAGGCCCUGGAGGAGGGCCAGGGUUAAGUUGGGGUAAGGGGCAGUCUUUGCUUUGGGUCGGGUGUGAGGGAUCAGGAGGGGAGGCUAGAGGAGACUGUGAGGAUGGGACAGAGGAGGGAAGGACUCAGUUGUUGACCUUCCAGGGAACACUGGAAACCUGCCAUUUCCAUUUUAUCCCAACCUUGAAUGCUCUCCAUCCUCACUGCCCCCUCCCUCUAGUGCUCCCCAUCCUCCCUUCUCACUGUCCUCAGUGCUCCCCAACUCAAUCAAUCAUAUUCAUUGAACCCUUACUAUGUGCAGUAAGUCCUCUCCAUCUCUCAGCCCUCCCCAAUCUCACUGCUUCCUGAUCCUCAGUGCCCCCCGACCCUCAGUGCUCCCUAUCCUCAUUGCUCUACUCACAGUAUCUACAGUGCUCUGCACACAGUAAGUGCUCAAUAAAUUCGAUUGACUGA
Molecule: messenger RNA, 2313 nt
Organism: Ornithorhynchus anatinus (platypus)
Lineage: Eukaryota; Metazoa; Chordata; Mammalia; Monotremata; Ornithorhynchidae
Product: digestive cysteine proteinase 2-like
Exons: 11
Coding region: 65-1771 (568 amino acids)
Biological process (GO): immune response
Cellular component (GO): lysosome
Molecular function (GO): cysteine-type endopeptidase activity
Source: RefSeq, a predicted model, not a curated record